This is a messenger RNA of Sesamum indicum (sesame), 1010 nucleotides long. RefSeq names its product Cytidine/deoxycytidylate deaminase family protein. The record is from RefSeq and is a predicted model, not a curated record. Gene Ontology annotation, molecular function: guanosine deaminase activity; zinc ion binding. Gene Ontology annotation, biological process: purine nucleoside catabolic process. Lineage: Eukaryota; Viridiplantae; Streptophyta; Magnoliopsida; Lamiales; Pedaliaceae.
AUGGGUUGGUGUCGAGUAUGGAACGCCAGCGCAGCCCCUAUAUAAUAAUAGAGAAAAAGUGGGAGUGUGUGGCAGGACACUUUUGUGAAUUAACAAAUUAAAGCGUGAAGAUUCCAAUUUUGUUGCUGCUAGACUACAGCCUACGCUUGAUUACGCCUUUCCGAUUUACCUUCUCCCAUCACAAUCAGAUCCAUUUGUACGCUAACCCCAUUCUUUUCCCAAAAUCCACUUAUUCUCACCCAUGGAAGAAGCUAAAGUUAUUGAAGCUAAAGAUGGAACUAUCCCUGUUGCUUCUGGAUAUUCUGGUCAUCAAGAAGUUGUUGAAGCUAAAGAUGGAACGAUCUCAGUCGCUUCUGCAUUUGCUGGUCAUCAAGAAGCUGUUCAGGAUAGAGAUCACAAAUUCUUGACAAGAGCAGUUGAAGAAGCUUAUAGAGGUGUGGAAUGUGGAGAUGGAGGUCCUUUUGGUGCUGUCGUUGUGCGCAACGAUGAAGUGGUUGUAAGUUGUCAUAAUCUGGUUCUCAAGCAAACAGACCCUACUGCCCAUGCAGAGGUUACGGCAAUAAGAGAGGCUUGCAAGAAGCUCAACAAGAUUGAGCUCUCAGACUGUGAGAUUUAUGCCUCCUGCGAGCCAUGUCCUAUGUGCUUUGGUGCUAUCCAUCUUUCCAGAAUUAAGAGAUUGGUGUAUGGAGCGAAAGCGGAAGCUGCUAUUGCCAUUGGGUUCGAUGACUUCAUCGCGGAUGCAUUAAGAGGAACUGGGUUUUACCAGAAGGCUAAUUUGGAAAUCAAAAGAGCUGAUGGUAAACAGGCCAUUAUUGCAGAGCAGGUAUUCGAGAAAACAAAGGCCAAAUUUCAACUGUAUUAAGGGAUAUUAUUCACAUGUUGUUUCAACACUUCCCUACCCACAUGUUCAAUAGCUCUUCUCAUUUAACUACAAUGCUAAUUCAAUUGCUCUUUUGGUAUAUGUUGAGACAUUUGGAUUUUCAGAUAUUGGAAUUUGUUAAAUUCUCUCA